GUAGACAUAGCAAAUUGCACCGUCCUCCACGCAAGAUCCAAUGCAUCUUUUCCAGAUUCAAAAACACGCCGCAAAACAAAGACAAUAUGGCUGAAGCAGGGCAUUCAUCUUGCCACAUCCACCUUGCCUCUGCACCGCUAACCGAAGCCGCCCGCGGUCAUCACAGCAAGCUUGAUUCGCAGCCCCUCUCCGAAGUCGGCAUGGGAGCUUUUUGAGGUCCUCGCCUUCAGCUAUUUGAGUUCCACCAGCUCCUCUUUUAAGCCCGAACACCCUCUUGUCUCCGCACACGUCUUCGUAUCCCCCCCCUCCCUGAUCUGACUUUGCCAUUGACCCCCUUGUGCCACUCGCAGCCCCAGCACCCGUCAUGCCGUCUGCUGUGAAACCGCCGCAGACCCUGUACGACAAGGUCUUCCAAGACCACAUCGUCGAGGAGAAGGAGGAUGGGACCAUUCUGCUCUACAUCGACCGACAUCUCGUCCACGAAGUGACAUCACCGCAAGCAUUUGAGGGACUCCGAAACGCGUCCCGGAAAGUGCGGCGGCCGGACUGCACCCUGGCGACCGUAGAUCACAACAUCCCUACAACUUCGCGGAAGAACCUCACCACGACUGAUAAAUUCAUCGACGAGGCAGAUUCGCGGACACAAUGCGUGACGCUGGAGGACAACGUCAAGGCCUUCGACCUCACAUACUUCGGCCUCGGAGACAAGCGUCAGGGUAUCGUGCAUAUCAUCGGCCCGGAGCAGGGCUUCACCCUGCCCGGAACCACAGUCGUCUGCGGCGAUAGCCAUACUUCUACACAUGGCGCUUUCGGCGCUCUGGCAUUCGGCAUUGGCACGAGCGAGGUUGAGCAUGUCCUCGCUACUCAGACCCUAAUCACCCAGCGGAGUAAGAACAUGAAGGUGCAGGUCGAUGGGGACCUCGCGCCUGGUGUCAGCAGCAAGGACAUAAUUCUCCACGUCAUUGGAAUCAUCGGCACAGCUGGGGGUACUGGCGCCGUCAUUGAGUUCUGCGGGUCUGCUAUCCGGGCACUCAGCAUGGAAGCCCGCAUGUCGAUAUGUAACAUGUCGAUCGAGGCUGGUGCAAGAGCGGGGAUGGUCGCACCGGACCAGAAUACUAUCGAGUACCUCAAGGGCCGGCCGCUCGCACCCAAGGUCGACAGCCCGGAAUGGAAGAGGGCCGUCAACUACUGGCUGAGCUUGAAGUCGGAUGAGGAUGCCAAGUUCGACAUCGAAGUAUUUGUCGACAGCAAAGACAUUGCCCCGACCGUCUCGUGGGGCACCUCCCCACAGGAUGUUGUCCCAAUCACCGGAGUCGUUCCCGGACCUGAUGACUUCGAGGACGAGUCCAAGAAGGAUGCGUGCAGGCGUGCUCUGAAGUACAUGGGGUUGACUGCUGGAAUGCCAAUGCAGGAGAUCGCUCUGGACAAGAUCUUCAUCGGAUCUUGUACUAAUGCCCGCAUUGAGGAUCUCCGAGCAGCGGCCCGCAUCGUCGAAGGGAAGAAGAUCGCAAAGAGCCUCAAGCGUGCCAUGAUUGUUCCUGGAUCUGGACUGGUUAAGCAACAGGCUGAGUCCGAAGGGCUCGAUAAGAUCUUUACUGACGCAGGCUUCGAGUGGAGGGAAGCUGGCUGCUCUAUGUGUCUUGGCAUGAAUCCUGAUAUCCUCUCUCCAGGCGAGCGUUGCGCAAGUACCUCGAAUCGCAAUUUUGAAGGCCGACAAGGCGCUGGUGGCCGAACACAUCUUAUGUCCCCCGCCAUGGCUGCCGCCGCUGCCCUUGUGGGAAAUCUCGCCGAUGUCCGAAAACUCGCUCCUCGCCUAGCCACUGGUACCAAGUCUUCCCCUAAGGUUGAACUCGACGCCCAUGUAGAAGAUAUUACCAGCGACGAAGACCUCGACCGAAUCAUAGAUGCCCCUGUUGACCCCGUCUCGCACCCAUCCGCAUCUCCCACCAUGGGAGCCUCCGCCGGCAUGCCCGAAUUUAAACUCCUCCGCGGAUAUGCAGCGCCAAUGGACAUCGCGAACAUUGACACUGACGCCAUCAUCCCCAAGCAAUUCCUCAAAACCAUCAAGCGCUCAGGCCUCGGCUCCGCACUCUUCCACGCUUGGCGAUACGAGGCAGGUACUGACAAAGAAACCCCCGACUUCAUACUCAACAAGGAGCCGUACAGACAAUCAAAGAUCCUCGUCUGCACAGGUCCCAACUUCGGCUGCGGAUCAAGUCGAGAACAUGCACCGUGGGCGCUACUUGAUUUCGGGAUUAAGUGCAUCAUCGCACCGAGCUUUGGCGAUAUUUUCUUCAAUAAUACAUUUAAGAAUGGCAUGUUGCCGAUGCGCAUUACAGACCACUCCGCCCUCGAGAGAGUCGCGACAGAGGCCAGGGCUGGCAAGGAGAUCGAAGUUGAUCUUCCGAAUCAGAUUAUUCGUGACGCUGGCGGUAAUGAGCUGGCGACGUUUGAAGUUGAGGAGUUCAGGAAACAUUGUCUGGUCAAUGGUCUUGAUGACAUUGGCUUGACGAUGGCGAGGGUUGAUAAGAUUGAGAAGCAUGAGGCGAAGAGAUCGAGGGAGUGGCCGUGGCUGGAUGGGAGUGGGUAUUUAGCACGGCAUCGGAAGGGCCCGGUUAAGAUCGAGGCGGCGGAUGUGCCGAGGACAAAUCGGGGAGAGGUGUUGAAUGAGCCGUUGGAGUGGUAGGUUCUCGUCUUGUGCGAGGGGAAAAAUUCAUUUCUUGGUAUCUCAGCGUCAGCAAGCGAGGGACAUAAUAUGCAUUCACUGUCGCCUGGAAUCUGUUUCUGUCUCCUUUCCUUUCCUUUCUUUCUUUUCUUGACUGGCUUGGCUUCGGCCUACUUCUAUCUAUCUAUCUCCCGUUGCCCGCGAGCUCCUGUUUUUGUCUUCUAGUCCAGAGGGAUACAGCGAUACAUGUGUUUGAUUUUGAGUAUUAUCCAUCGUUACGAUAAGAUGGCUUAUGAUGAGAUGAGAUGAAGUAAUACACGGUCUUGGGAUUACG
Lindgomyces ingoldianus is the source of this 2999-nucleotide messenger RNA. Its product is annotated as 3-isopropylmalate dehydratase-like protein. Lineage: Eukaryota; Fungi; Ascomycota; Dothideomycetes; Pleosporales; Lindgomycetaceae. The transcript is spliced from 4 exons. The record is from RefSeq and is a predicted model, not a curated record. Gene Ontology annotation, biological process: L-leucine biosynthetic process. Gene Ontology annotation, molecular function: 4 iron, 4 sulfur cluster binding; 3-isopropylmalate dehydratase activity. Gene Ontology annotation, cellular component: 3-isopropylmalate dehydratase complex. The coding region runs from base 365 to 2686 and encodes 773 amino acids.